This is a messenger RNA of Trichomonas vaginalis G3, 1737 nucleotides long. Its product is annotated as glycoprotein 38 family. The transcript has a single exon. The record is from RefSeq and is a predicted model, not a curated record. Bases 1 to 1737 code for a protein of 578 amino acids. Lineage: Eukaryota; Parabasalia; Trichomonadida; Trichomonadidae.
AUGAUUGCAGCUCUUUUAUUUAGGUUAAGCUAUUCUUUUAAUGUAAAGAAUGCUUUUGAUGACUGCACAGACGGUAUAACAUAUAGCUUAGGAGAUACGGCUCCAGAAGAUUAUUCCCAAAAUAAUACUUAUUAUUUUCGCUUCGAUUCAAAGCCAUUUAUUUGUCUCGAAGGAAAUGGUGUCAUAGUUGCCAAAGAAGCAAUUAAAGUUGAUAUUAAAUAUGGAUAUUAUGAAACAGAUAAUUCAGGCGUGAAAUCUGAGAAGUUUACUGAAGCAGAUCCAACAAAGGAUAACGUUUUAGUUAUUAAAGGCGAUGUAACUCAUACACCGAUUGCCAAAAUUUAUGCUGGAACUAAUACAAAUAUAGCAGUCUUCAAAAUCAUGCCAUCAUUCAAAGAUGAAGCAUCAGGUAUUGAAAUGAACUCAGUAUUUACAUCAACGGAAUCUUUUAAUUAUAAUUUCAAAUAUUCCAAAACCACUUCAUCAGAAAAAGCUCUAGCUCUAACAGUAGGAUGCCCUCUAAACGUUAAAACAAAAAUCAGUUCCAACAAUGAAGAAGCAAAAGUAAAAGUCUAUUCAUUGUACAAGGAACCUGACAUGACCUCACCAUUUGGCAACGGUUAUACCAUGUUAACAGUUCCUGCAUCUUCAACCAGCACCAAAGCUGAAACCACUUUUAAUUUCAAAAUGAGAUUAGAUCCAGAAAAUUUUGAAGAUCCUUUCACUGCUUUUAUGCCAAGACUUUUUGUAGCCAUUCCUUAUACAAAAGGUGCUUACACAUUAGAUGAAGUCAAGCAAUUCAAUUCAACAGUAAGUAUUUUGGAACCUGGAACUCCAUUUGGCGAAACAGGAAAAGAUACAGGAAUCCGAGUUGUUUGCUUCAUCAACAGUACAAUAGAUGUAGAUUCAGUUGGAAUGUCAGAUGUUCCAGUUGCUGAAAAUUAUAUAUUUACUCUUUCUCGUGAUGAAACUCAAUGUCUUCGUGGUGAUUACGUUUUUGCUUCUAAGAGUGACUUUUCUGCUUAUGUUGCCAACUAUUCCGCGGACGUUCCAGAUAAAGAAUUUUCUAAGCCUUUCAGUAUUACUGAUUUUGUCGAAUAUCCAAUAAUUCAACUUAAAUGCAAGAGCGAUUCCUGCAAGAUUCAAGCAAUCCCAGUUUUUGCUCCAGGUGAAAAUAAAGAUGAUGGAAUUAAAGUUCGUUCAUUCUUCACAACAAAGUCAUCAGCUGAAAUUAAAGCUCCAUUGAAAAAUAGUGAGGAAGAGAUGGUUAGUUUUGGCUUAACUGUUCUAGGAAAAUCUGCUAGAAAACUUGAAUACAAAGCUGAUGCCGAUGACGAUAAGAUUGAACAUAAGACUUCAAAGACUUCUGAUGAAAAAGUUCAUGAAUAUAUGCCAGAAAUUAGCGACGAUGAUGAUGAAACAACGAUUGAUACAACAGUUACAGUUAAGAGUAGCGAAGGCAAAUCAUCUUCAGAAGAUGAUGAGAUGCUCUUCGAUGAUGAUUUAUUAGUCGAGUUACCAAUUUAUGGUGGCGCUUCUACAAAAGAUGAAGUUGAUUCCUAUUCAAAGAAUUCCGACGUUGCAAAGUCAAGCGGUGGUAAAUUAGGAGCAGGAGCAAUCGUUGGCAUAGUUAUUGGUGUCCUUGCAUUUAUUGCAAUUGUCAUCUUUUUGGUUUGGUUCUUUGUUUUCCGAAACAAAUCAGAUAACCAAGAUUCUGGUUCAGGUGAAAAAGCUUAA